This is a messenger RNA of Seminavis robusta, 489 nucleotides long. The record is from the annotation of a GenBank genome assembly. NCBI's taxonomy places the organism in Eukaryota, Bacillariophyta, Bacillariophyceae, Naviculales, Naviculaceae.
AUGGCCCGCCACAAACAACAGCAACGUCAACCCCGCCGUCGAUCCCAGAGUAGUGGACGUGAUUCUGCCGUGAUUGGACGAAGACGACGACAGAGUGCCGGAAGCAACAGCACCGGCAGUAGUAGUGGCAGUGGAAGUGUCCUCGCCGAAGCCCUCAGUCGACGACGACCCGAUCCUCCACGACGAAAGAGAAGAAUGAGGCCUGGCCAAAAGGCUCUGAAAGAAAUUCGGCAGUACCAAAAGAGUACGGAUCUCUUGUUGCGACGAUUGCCAUUUGCUCGCUUGGUACGAGAAAUUCAAAUGAGCAUGUCCAAGAUCCCCUAUCGAUGGCAAGGGACGGCCCUUUUGGCGCUACAAGAAGCGGCAGAAGCACAUUUGGUCGGGCUCUUUCACGAUUGUAACCUCUGUGCGCAACAUGGAAAACGAGUCACCAUCAUGCCCAAAGAUAUGCAAUUGGCACGACGCAUUCGUGGGCCACUGAGGGAGUAG